GUCGGACGUAGUUCCGGUUGUGGGCGGGACUGUAGAAUUGCCUACGCUGGCACCUCGGCGGGUCACUAUUUACAACUCACACACCCUGCGAGCCAGGUGAUCGCAUCUUCCCCAUAUCCCAGGAUCCAUCCGCCGCACAGCAGCCAUGGUGGCCAAGCAGAGGAUCCGAAUGGCCAACGAGAAGCACAGCAAGAAUAUCACACAGAGGGGCAACGUGGCCAAGACCGCGAGAAACGCCACGGAAGAGAAGUCAUCGGUAGGUCCCUGGUUACUGGCCCUCUUCAUCUUCGUGGUCUGCGGGUCAGCAAUCUUCCAGAUCAUCCAGAGCAUCAGGAUGGGCAUGUAAAAAGUCUGCCUGCAGAUGAUUUUUGUUCUCCUGUGAAGUAUAACAUGAACUCUUACACUUUUUUUUUUUUUCUGUUGAUUGGGACAAAGAAAAACAAAACCACGGAUUUCACAUAACUGUUCCAGAAUGACGACUUGUACAGCAGUUAUUCAAGUCAUUCCAAAUGAUUCCACCAAAGUCAUUCCAUGUUUUCUAAUCCAUACCACAGUGCCUUCAGAGAGCACCAUAUGCAUAAGAGCAAUAAAGGCAGAUGUGCUAUUGUGGAGCUACUUAUUCAGUGAACUGUCAA
Rana temporaria (common frog) is the source of this 635-nucleotide messenger RNA. It is a transcript of the gene SERP1, whose product is annotated as stress associated endoplasmic reticulum protein 1. The record is from RefSeq and is a predicted model, not a curated record. Gene Ontology annotation, cellular component: endoplasmic reticulum. The transcript is spliced from 3 exons. NCBI's taxonomy places the organism in Eukaryota, Metazoa, Chordata, Amphibia, Anura, Ranidae. Bases 146 to 346 code for a protein of 66 amino acids. Gene Ontology annotation, biological process: endoplasmic reticulum unfolded protein response.